Messenger RNA from Strongyloides ratti, 2568 nucleotides. RefSeq names its product E3 ubiquitin-protein ligase Bre1. Gene Ontology annotation, molecular function: ubiquitin protein ligase activity. Lineage: Eukaryota; Metazoa; Nematoda; Chromadorea; Rhabditida; Strongyloididae. The transcript is spliced from 2 exons. The record is from RefSeq and is a predicted model, not a curated record. The coding region runs from base 1 to 2568 and encodes 855 amino acids. Gene Ontology annotation, cellular component: HULC complex; nucleus.
AUGUUAAAAAGAGAUGCUGGUGUUUUAUCAGAAGCCGACUCUAGUUUGCAACCAGCAAAAAAAUCAAAAAUUAAUGACAAGGAAGUAUUAGAAUUUGAAUUAUUAAAAAUUGCCAAUAUUGGUGUAGGAAAUACAAUUGAUGUCGAUGCAUGUCAUGUUCAAUUAUAUACUCUUUCUGAAAUGUAUAGAUCUAAAGAUAAAGAGGCUAAAAAACUUCAAGAUGAAUUAAAUGCAUGUAAAAAAAAAGUUCAGGAGUAUAAAAAAAGAUAUGAAACGGUUGUUUCUGUUACAAAACGUUGUUAUGACACUCUUGAUAAUGAUUUAAUGAGACUAGGUCAGAGAUUUGUUAGUGGUCUGACUAGAGAAAUUGAUUCAUUUACUGAUGAACCAGAUAAUGUUUUUGAGUAUGAACCAUGGGAAAAUGGUCAGAUGGAAAAACAUUUAGAAAGAAAAUGUGCUAAUACUUCCUCAAUUAUAGAUCAAUUAAUAAAUGUCUUAGUGCAGAGACUUAAUAAAUGUGACAAAAUGGAUAAUUUUUUGUCAAGAGUAAAUGUUUCUGAUGAAGAAAUGAAAAAAAAGUUAGGGCAAGCGACUCGCGAAAGUCAAAGAUUAACAGAAAUAUCAGGAAAAUUACAAGAAGAAAAUCGCGAUAUUAUUAAAAAAACUAAAGCACUUCAACAUAGAACUAAAUCAUUAGAAGAACAAUUAAAACAAAAAGAUGAUGAAAUUCAAAAGUUGAAUGAAGAUGAGAGAAAAUCAAGAAGAUUAUAUGAAAAAUUAAAAUUUAGAUUUGCUUGGUAUAUAAAAUAUGAACAUAAAACAAAAAAUGAAGAUGAAUCUAAAAAUAAAGGAACAACAGAACAGGAAUCAUCAAUGGUUAAACAAACGGAAGAAUUAGAAGUAUUAAAGAAAAGGUAUUCAGAAUUAGAAAAUAUAAAUGAAUCUAGAAUAAAUGAAAUUAAAGAACUUGUUGAUAGGAAUGUUCAGCUAGCCCACGAAAUAUCAGAAUUAAAAAAUAAUAAAAAAGAAAUUACUAAAGAUGAUUUAAUUAAUUCUGUAGAAUAUAUAGCUUUAAAUGAAAAAUUAAAAAGAGUUGUUAUAGAAUAUGAAGAGCUACGACAUCAUUGUAAUGAAUUAACAACAUUUAAUUUAGAUUACAUUAAAGGUUUAAUACAAUUUGACGAUGCCUAUGACGCUGAAGUUUUACGAUCAAAACAACUAAUUAAACAAUUAUUAAUUGAAAGUGAAGAGAUAAGACUUAAAGCUGGUGAUUGUACGAGCGCAUUCAUGAAACAAGUAGAAUUAGACAAACCACAUGGAGAUUUUCUUCAAAGAGAAAUUGAUAGACUCCAAGAAUACAUUAGAGCAUUACAAAAAAAAAUGUCUAUAAUGAAACAUGAAUCUAAAAGAUCUGCCAUGGAAAAAGAGGCAUUAUUAAAAAGAAUUUUGGCUGCAGACAAAAGAACAAAGGAAAUGACAAAUAGAUGUUUUAGAUGUCGAUGGAUAGAAAGUUUAAAUAGUACAAAUAGUAAUACUGAAAUAAAUAUAGAUUUUGAGAAAAUAAAUGAUAUAGAACAAGUGGUUGAAAAGUCAAGUGAUGACGAAUUGAGAAGUUAUUUUAAACAAUUUAUGAUAUUAAUAAAAGGAAUAAAAGCAAUGUAUGAUAGAGUAGAAAAUGCAAAAGAUGAAUCAUUAAAGGAAAUGUUUAAUAGUGAUGAAUAUUUAAAAUUAUCAAAAAUGCACUCUGAUCAAAUAGAAAAAUUACAAGAAGAGUUAGAAAAAGCGCAGCAAAGUGUAUCAUCAUAUGCGGAACAGUUUGAAGAGACUGAUUCUCAGCUAGAAGAAGAAGUAGCUAAUUCUGAAAAAUUACGUAGAGAGUUAAGCGAAAGAGACUCAUUAUAUUUAGAACAAAUGCAAAGUGUAUUUGAUUCUAAACAGGAAACUGCUAGAGCUAAUAGAAAAUUAGUGAUUAUGGAACAUUGUAUAUCACAAUUACGUGAAUAUAUAGAGUUACAAAAACUAGAAAAUGAUCAAUUGAAAAAAGAUAAUAAAGCUGCUGUAGAUGCAUUAAAAGCUAAAACAGAAGAAAUACGAAUGUUAAAUGAUGAAUUUAACAAGUAUGAAGAUAGUCAAGGUCAAUUGUUAGAUCAGGUAAAACAUCAAGAUAUAGAAAUUCAAAAAUUAAAAAAGAAUGAAUUAGUAUUAAAAGAAUCCAUUGAUAAAUAUUCAGUAGAUAAAGAGGCUUAUGAUCAUAGAAUAAGAAGAGCAGAAGAAAUUAGUUCACAAUAUAAAUUAAAAUAUGAUAUUUGUAAAAACGAAAGAAAUACGUUACGUAAAAGUGUUGCUGGUGGUGGUAAUGAAUUUUAUAUUAGACAAAUAACUGAAUUACAGUCAGCUUUAUCAUGUUGCUGUUGCAAAGAGAAUCGUAAAGAUACCAUAAUAACAAAAUGUCUUCAUAUGUUUUGUUCAAAAUGUGUUACACAAGUUAUUGAAACAAGGAAAAGAAAAUGUCCUUCUUGUGCAACAUCAUUUGGAGCUGGAGAUUAUAAAUCAAUUUCACUGGAGUAG